CUGUCUCCUGAAGGAAUGGUUUGGUUCCUGUGUGGUCCUGAAAACAGCAUCGUAUCUCAAGACAAACUGUUGCUGUACCAAGAUAUGAACCAUCCACUCUCCCACUAUUUCAUCAGCUCAUCCCACAACACUUAUCUAACAGCUGGACAGUUUUCUGGAAUCUCAUCUCCUGAAAUGUAUCGCCAAACUCUCUUGGCUGGUUGUCGUUGUGUGGAACUUGAUUGCUGGAAGGGACGUCCUCCAGAUGAGGAACCUAUCAUCACCCACGGGUACACUAUGACAACUGAAAUACUGUUUAAGGAUGCAGUUGAGGCUAUUGCAGAAAGCGCUUUUAAAACCUCUCCCUACCCCGUAAUCCUGUCUUUUGAGAACCAUGUGGAUUUGCCUAAGCAGCAAGCAAAGAUGGCUGAGUACUGCAGGACCAUCUUUGGAGACAUGUUACUGACCGAACCCCUGGAAAAAUAUCCACUGAAACCAGGAGUUCCACUUCCAAGUCCUCAGGAUCUCAUGGGGAAGAUCUUGAUUAAGAACAAGAAGAACCAAUUCAUGCCUGGGGAAAACCAAGAUAUUCCGAAGAAGAGGAAGAGUUUGGAGGAUGAAGUCACAGACCAACCCCUACCUAUAGAAAAGGAUAGCACAGCCAAACCAAUUGAGGAGGAUGAAGAAGUUCCUGAAGGAGAGAGAAAUUUGGAAAACCUAAAUGAGGAAGAGAUUAAAAAGCUACAGUCUGAUGAGGGAACUGCAGGUCUGGAAGUGACUGCUUAUGAAGAAAUGUCCAGUCUGGUGAAUUACAUUCAACCCAUCAAAUUUGAAAGUUUUGAAAUUUCAGCACAGAAAAACCACAGUUAUGUCGUUUCCUCCUUCACUGAAUUAAAGGCUUAUGAGUUGUUGACCAGGUCACCCAUCCAGUUUAUUUUGAUGCCAGAGUUGGCUUCUCUCAGAAUUGUAGCUUUGGAAGAAGGUGGGAAGUUUAUUGGUCACCGGAUUAUCCCGGUUACUGCUGUGUGCUCUGGUUAUCAUCAUGUUUGCCUUCGUAAUGAGAGCAACCGGCCUCUUACAAUGCCCUCUCUAUUUGUCUAUGUGGAAAUGAAAGAUUAUGUUCCUGAUUCAUGGGCAGAUCUCACCAUGGCUUUAUCCAAUCCAAUAAAGUUUUUUAAUGCUCAUGAUAAAAAGAUGAAGAAUGCAGAUGCUAAUAAUGAGAAAUCCAUUUUGGAAAUGAAUCUUUCAGUCAACGGGAUACCUAACAUCAUAGGAAGUUAUUGCACUCCUUCAAAUGGCCCUGCAGGAACCUUGAUUACAUCAAAAGAAGGGACCAUGAAAGAAGCUGCAAAAUUAACUGCAGAGCCACAGACAGCCAGCAUUGAAGAGAUACAGCAGAUGAAAACUUUUGGGAAAGUCUUGAAAAAGCAAGAAAAGGAACUGAAGGAGCUGGAGCGGAAGAUGACAAAGCGCAAGGAAGAACUACUACAGAAAUACACCACUUUUUUCACUGAGGUGGUUAGCCAACUUGGCAGAAAAGAAAUGCCAUGCCCACCAAGAACUCCACGAAGAAAAAGUUGCAGGAUUGUUUUGGAUGAAAGCAGCAUGAAGGUAAAUGUUGCAGAGUUGACUGAGAAUGCUGAUAAUAAAAGGAUAGAGCUAAAAGAGAAGUUGGAGGAAGAACUACUCCACCUGGGAGAAGAACAGUAUGACACAAUCUGGAAGAAGAAAGAUCAGCAUGCCACAGAGAAAGUUGCUAAAAUGUUACAGCUUGCAAGAGAGAAGCAAGCGACUGAGCUGAAGGCACUAAAGGAGUCUUGGGAAAGCGACACUAAAGAAAUGAAAAAGAAAUUAGAGGUGAAGAGACUGGACAAAAUCCAAGCCGUGGCUAAGAAUGCUGAUAAGAGUGCUCAGGAAAGGUUAAAAAGAGAAAUCAAUAAUUCACAUAUUCAGGAAGUUGUAAAAGCAGUCAAGCAGAUGAAUGAGAAACAGUCAAGGCAUCAACAGGUCUUAGAAGCAAAGCAGUCAACCUGCCUUGGAAAAAUCAAGGAAAAAGAAAGCCAGCUCCAGCAGGAAGCAUUUGCCGAGUAUGAAAACAAGAUGAAAACUAUCAGCGCAGAAGUGCAAGAUUUAGUGAAGAACUGCAUGAAAGUCUGUUACCCUUUGGAAGCUGAAACAGCAAAGAGAGAGGCCCCUGGAGCUGCCGGUGAGGGAGAUCAAGGGCCAUGUGGGAACCUGGUGACCCCCGAGACUCUAAGAUAUGCAACUGAGGUGGUGAAGGAGGAUGCCAUCAUGGAUGAAGAAUCCACUGAUGCCCAGGACAGCAGAUUGUAAGACUCAGUGGAAGUCUUAUUUUAAAGUUCUU
This is a messenger RNA of Protobothrops mucrosquamatus (brown spotted pit viper), 2344 nucleotides long. Its product is annotated as 1-phosphatidylinositol 4,5-bisphosphate phosphodiesterase beta-2. The transcript is spliced from 20 exons. The coding region runs from base 16 to 2313 and encodes 765 amino acids. The record is from RefSeq and is a predicted model, not a curated record. NCBI's taxonomy places the organism in Eukaryota, Metazoa, Chordata, Lepidosauria, Squamata, Viperidae. Gene Ontology annotation, molecular function: calcium ion binding; phosphatidylinositol-4,5-bisphosphate phospholipase C activity. Gene Ontology annotation, biological process: lipid catabolic process; phosphatidylinositol-mediated signaling.